Drosophila mauritiana is the source of this 2698-nucleotide messenger RNA. RefSeq names its product matrix metalloproteinase-14 (gene Mmp1). Lineage: Eukaryota; Metazoa; Arthropoda; Insecta; Diptera; Drosophilidae. The record is from RefSeq and is a predicted model, not a curated record. Gene Ontology annotation, molecular function: zinc ion binding; metalloendopeptidase activity. Gene Ontology annotation, biological process: proteolysis; extracellular matrix organization; collagen catabolic process. Gene Ontology annotation, cellular component: extracellular matrix. The coding region runs from base 413 to 2146 and encodes 577 amino acids. The transcript is spliced from 6 exons.
GUUGAAUUUUGCGCGCAGCCCAGGGCGGAUGUGUUAGCGGCGAGAAACCGAAAAAGUCACCACGAUAGAAUAAGAAUCGCAGUUGGAGUCUAGUGCUAUCUAGAUAGUCGCGAAGAAAGUUAUUCGAAAAGUGAAAGAGUUCAGUUUUGGGGUUGGUUUUGAGUUUUGGUUUCGAACGCGGAAGCGAGCGGGAAAAUGGAAGUGCCAGCGGGCAAUUAGUGCAGCCAGACAUAAAGACACACUCACAGCUCGAAAACACAGCAAAACAAAAGGAUUGCGACUGUGAAUUAUAAAGUAUAAAUUAUAAGCAACGACAACACAUCCACAGCGGAAUACGCAGCGACGACAGCGACAACAAACAACAGAAAGAAACUGAUAUAAAGUUCAAAGUGCCAGCGGCAAGUGGAACCACAUGACAAGUAGACGAGCCUCGGGAGCAACCCACUGCAAAACCACCAACAACAGCAAUAUCAGCAAUAGCAGCAAUAGCAGCAACAACAGCAACAACAGAAACAAAAUGACAAACUGCCAAAGUUCAGUGUUCAUAGUCGUAGGCACCCUGUUUUCCAUCCUGGCAGCGGCUCAAUCGGCACCCGUUUCCACCACCACACAGGCGGAGAUCUACCUGUCCCAGUUCGGCUAUCUACCCGCCUCUGCCCGCAAUCCCGCCAGCAGUGGGCUGCACGACCAGCGGACCUGGGUGAGUGCCAUCGAGGAGUUCCAGAGCUUCGCGGGACUGAACAUCACCGGCGAGCUGGACGCGGAGACCAUGAAGCUGAUGUCCCUGCCUCGCUGCGGAGUUCGGGACCGCGUCGGCACCGGCGACAGCCGCUCCAAGCGGUACGCCCUGCAGGGCAGUCGCUGGCGUGUGAAGAACCUCACCUACAAGAUCUCCAAGUACCCCAAGCGGCUGAAGCGAGUCGAUGUGGACGCGGAGAUCGGUCGCGCAUUCGCCGUGUGGUCCGAGGACACCGACCUGACCUUCACCAGGAAGACCUCCGGCCCCGUGCACAUCGAGAUCAAGUUCGUGGAGAGCGAGCAUGGAGACGGCGAUGCCUUUGACGGUCAGGGUGGCACCCUGGCGCACGCCUUCUUCCCUGUCUUUGGCGGAGAUGCCCACUUUGACGACGCGGAACUGUGGACCAUUGGCACGCCUCGAGGCACCAAUCUGUUCCAGGUGGCCGCCCACGAGUUCGGUCACUCCUUGGGACUGUCCCACUCCGAUCAGAGCUCCGCUCUGAUGGCGCCCUUCUAUCGCGGCUUUGAACCCGUCUUCAAGUUGGACGAGGACGACAAGGCGGCCAUCCAGUCACUGUACGGACGCAAAACAAACCAGCUGAGGCCCACCAACGUGUACCCGGCCACCACACAGCGGCCAUACUCUCCUCCAAAGGUGCCACUGGACGACUCCAUCUGCAAGGACUCCAAGGUAGACACGCUCUUCAACUCGGCGCAGGGCGAGACCUACGCCUUCAAGGGCGACAAGUACUACAAGCUGACCACGGACUCCGUGGAGGAGGGCUACCCGCAGCUCAUCUCCAAGGGCUGGCCGGGAUUGCCGGGCAACAUCGAUGCGGCGUUCACCUACAAGAACGGCAAGACGUACUUCUUCAAGGGUACCCAGUACUGGCGCUACCAAGGCCGCCAGAUGGACGGCGUCUACCCAAAGGAAAUCAGCGAGGGCUUCACGGGCAUUCCCGACCAUCUGGACGCCGCGAUGGUUUGGGGGGGCAACGGCAAGAUUUACUUCUUCAAGGGCAGCAAGUUCUGGCGCUUCGAUCCGGCCAAGAGGCCGCCGGUCAAGGCCAGCUAUCCCAAGCCCAUCUCCAACUGGGAGGGUGUUCCCAACAACCUGGACGCAGCGCUGAAGUACACCAAUGGCUACACGUACUUCUUCAAGGGCGACAAGUACUACAGAUUCCACGACGCCCGAUUUGCUGUUGACUCGGCCACGCCCCCCUUCCCCAGACCCACCGCCCACUGGUGGUUCGGCUGCAAGAACACGCCCUCGUCCACAGGUAAUUUCGUCGACGGUUCGGACAACGAGUUCGAACAGCACUCCAUGAUCCCGCAUGCCGACGAUGGCAACGGUGAUGACUUCGACGCAGGCUUUAAGAGACGCGGAUACAAAAACAAGAACAAUUAACCACAGCACACAUCCAGAAAGCACAACAGCAACAACAACAGCCGAACAAACCGAACAUCAACUCCAUAACAGCCCACACCACCACCACCACCCCCACCACAUCCACAUACAUAAGACUCAUGGCGCAGAAGAAUCACAAAGCGAAUGAGCCGCCAUAGCACAUGGCAUUCGGGCUUCUGGCUGCUACUGUCUUUUUUCUGCUCUCCCGCCUCUUCUCCCGUACAUACAUGUGUAUCUUGUGUGUAGUUGUAGUGUGGCAAUGCUGGUUCUUCCUGCUCACACGUAGUAUCAUCCUGUUGUAGACUGCUAGACCCCAUCGCAUCGCACAUCCCGCCCUCCCAGAACGCAACCUUGAUGUUGCUGCAUCCCGAGAAUUGCUUUAUGGUUUUAUUCAACACUUUUGUUCUUUAAACGAAUAUUUUUAUUUGCGGCUCCCAAACUCGCACCGAUCUACGCAGCACCGCAAGUGCCGAGUCUGAAUCCCAACCCGAAUCAGGGCAUUCUGCCCAGCUGGAUGUGGGGCCUGACGAACAGAUUCUUCUAGUCUAGAGG